CAGGCUCCCUUUGGGGUGGAAAGUCAAGGCUGAGCUCAAGGGCAGGCAGGGUCUUAGGGCGAGAGGAGAGGAAACAAAGGCCAGUCUUAGGGAAAGAGAGUUUGUUCUGGAAGGACACACAACACAGUUAAAGGCAGAAGUAGGAAAGGAGGCUGCUCAUUUUAUUUCCCUUCUCCCCAGAAAAGACUCUCUCAGAGACAGGGUGUAGAUUUCCCCCACAGAGGAAAGGCUCCAAAGGAGAGGAGAGGCAGCCUAAGGAGCUCACCCAGCCCAGAAGUGACUCCUGGAGACACUCAGAAGUACUGCCUGAGGUGCCUGAGGUGCCUGCCACUCGGAUUCUCUUAAGGAGCUGAGAGAGGAAGGGCGUAAGGCGACAGAGGGCCUGUGAGAAAGGGAUAGAGACAACAGAGGUGGCUGAGGGGUUGGGGGGAGUCUAUACCCGUCGGAGGGCCAACUCCUUCAGACUCUAUAAGCCAUUCUCCAACCCCACUAUGCGAAGCUUUCUGUACAGGAAGUGGCCUGAGCUGAGACCUUCUUAGAAACUACUGCCUAUGGAGUAAGCUCCUGGAAGGCCCUAGUCAGGUGUGAAGCAUCCCGGGGACAAUUUGGUAUGCCAGGGGAAGGCCAAGAAAGAUGUCCCGGGCACGCUAGUCUCCUCUUGCACUGGAACAGUAAUCAGGGCUCUUUCCCAAACAAACGCCAUCACGGCAGGGAGACUGGAACAAGACUCUGAAACCUAGAGGGGAGGAUCCUCCUUCCUCAGCUCCCCCUUUGAACUCUCUUUCGAAACGGAGGAGGAGUUAGUUUUACAAGAACUUUCACCUCCACACUUCUUGCCUUAACCCUUCAGUUUAACAAACGGAUGCUUCCCUUUCAGAUCCCCUCCCCCUUUCAUCUUUCAGGAAAGAAAAGAAUAAAAGGGAACCUAAGCAACUUUAAAAGGUCUGCAGGGGAAGUUGGGGAAGGAGGAGAAAAAGAAAGAAAGCAAUCCUUUUGGGCCCUCCAGUUCUUCCCAUUACCUCUGUUACCCAAGCUCUCCCUCCUUCACAGUACCCCCCACCCCCUCCUGCCCUGCCCUGGACCGUCUCCUAUUCCCUCCCUUCUCCUUCGGGCCCGGACAUAUGGAACCCAUUUCGCUGGUGACAUUGAAGAGCCGCUGGUGCGCCCGCCUUCCGCCAUGGCGCCCCCGAGGCCCCCGCGCUUCUCCGUGGCCCUGCCAGUCGCCACUUCUUUCGCCCGGCGACUCGGUCACCUCUCAGACCGGGUCCCACACCAACCUGGGUUUCUCGUAGCCCGGCGCCGGCCUUGGUGGGACCGCGGGCUCGCCCUACUCGGAGCAUCCCUAGCAGGAGCUGUGCGGCCGGCUCCGCAGGCUGAACAAAGCCGGGGGCGGGGGCGAGGCGCAGGCCGGCCUCUUUCUCCCUCACCCCCCCAACCCCCAGCACUGCGGGGGUGCUCCCGGGGCCAAGGGACCAGGAUGUGGCCGGCCCAGGCGCAUCCCCAGCCCGGGCCGAGGGUCCCAGGACCGGCCAUCAGCUCUCACGCGUUCCCCGCACCCGGCCGUCCGCCGCGGCUCGCACCCUAGUCUGAGACCGCACAGGUAAGUGUGCGGUGCUCAGUCCAGCGCCCCGCGACCCAGUGAAUGUGGAGAGAGGGUCGCGGAUACCCUCACUCCCCACGUUGGCAUCUGAAUGCUAGACAAAGAUCAGAACUUAGAGGAGGGGGUGUGGGACUGAGAUUGGGGUUCGGGGCCCUGGGUUGUAGGGCGAGUGUGGAAGAAUGUGGAGCUGUACCUGUGGGUAGACAAGAUCCGAUCAGGGUUUGGGGAGCUCUGGGAUUCAGGAAGGAUGGAGACUUUUUCUGGGGGGAGAUGGGAGCUGUUGGGGUGAGGGAAACCUGAGGCUGGCCUGGCUCACACAACCCAGCUGCCACUGUGGGUCAGCCCUUUAGCACCUACGAGUUAUUUGAAGCUGAAAUGACAAGAGGUUACGCGGAGGCUGGGUGUUAAGCUGAGAAGGUAGGAGAGGGCUUGAUUUAUGGCUUUCAGAGAAGCUGUGUUUACUAUCUGCCUGCUCUGGAAACCAAAAACCAAACAGAGUAGAGGCGGGGAGAAGCCUGCCUUCCUUGGAGUGGGAGGCGAUGCUAGGCUGCUGGGAUUUAUUUUCUCCGAUACGAGAAGACCCCAGGAAUCAUCUCUUCACAGGCGAAGGGUGUGGUGCUUUUGUGAGGCAGAAGGAGUGUGCAGGCACGCAAAUGUGGAGAUUGUGUAUUGUGGGAGUGAGCCUAAACACUGGGCGUGUAUGCAUGUGCUCUGAUUGGCGUUGCAGUUACAUAGAAUCAAUUCCUGAGUGCAUAUAAAGAGCCAGGAGUGGGACUGGGGGGGGGGUCCUCUGGUCCUGGUACUUUGGAACAGGGUAGCUUUGGGUACUAUUCACUGUCUCUUUAUGCUGUCUGUGAGGUACUGUUUCUCCUGCCUGGCCUUUCUUUCUUCUAAAAAGUCACAGGCAGCAAAGCCAGCUUGUCCAGGCCUCUGGCCACAGCUCCUCUUUCCCUCUCAGUAUUUACUGCCUGCUCACGCCCACGCUGGCUGAUCUUCACUUUGGAUCUGUAACUUUGUAGUGGGAUGCUAAGAAUAGGGUGAAGUGGGGGAAGGGGGAGAUGUGGUAUGGCAAGGGAAAUGGGGGAGAUUGAAGUCUGGUCUUGGAAGGGCUGGGUCCUACCAUUGCUACUCAAAUUCUCCCAGUCUCUGUUGAGAGGUGGUGUUAAAUAAACACACAGUUGACCACAAAUAAGGGAAACGUGCAGAAUGUUGAAGGUGGCAAGAACACAUUUGGACCCCUAGAUAGUUAUUUCCGCAGGCCAACUAGUGGCUCGUGUGUUUCUGUCCAGACACUGGCUUUGCCUGCAAAUUGUUUUGCAUUAAAUUUUCUCAGCCACAGAAUUAUCUUUCCUCGCCUCCAGCUAAACUUGCAUUUUUCCACCAGACACUUGGGCCCGAACCAAUGAAAUCUGAGAGGAAGCGGCUGGGCCCUAAGUGGCCGUAAUUUAAUUGAUUUUAUCAUAAAUCAUCAACUUGAUGAAGAACCCGAGGUUUCAGUGAAGUAAAUUGAUAUUAAUGGGAGUUUCUUGAAAUGCAAACCCACUGCAUUGUUGGGGCAUCUUGAGCUGAGAAGGUAGAUUGCGUGUUUCUCAAGAGCCGAGAGCUCAACCUGGCGCUCAGUGCAGCCUGGGGUGGGUGUGUAGGAAAUGAUACUUGGAGGGACAGCUGCUUGCAGAUGGAUCUCUGGGGGACACUGCAGAGAAAGGAACUUGGUUGGGAUGGGAGCAGACUCUGACUCUGAGGAUACCCCCCACUCCCACCCCUACACACACACACACACACACACACACACACACACACAUUGGCUAUCCUGGAAAUGCUGGUUGUCAACUGAGGGAUCGGAGAGGAGAGGGCAACUUUGGAAACUGGAGGGGAGAUUUCUCGCCUGCCGCUCGCGCUGGGGCUCGAUGUGAAUAUAUAUUAUGUCUGCCUGUUCUCCCCUCGUCGGUGGCUAAGGUCAGCCGCUUGGAACAGACCCGAGAGGAGGGGGGCAGAAAGGGGAGGGGGGUCCGGCGUGUCACGUGACCCCCAGGGGUGCCAAUGUCCGGUCGUGAGGGUAUCAGGCCCUUGCAAGUUGCCACCCACUGCCCGGGCCUCGCCCAGCGAUGCAGAAAGCCACCUACUACGACAACACCGCAGCUGCGCUCUUCGGAGGCUACUCCUCGUACCCUGGCAGCAAUGGUUUCGGCUACGACGGGCCUCCCCAGCCCCCCUUUCAGGCCGCCACGCACCUGGAGGGUGACUACCAGCGCUCAGCGUGUUCUCUGCAGUCCCUGGGCAACGCCGCCCCACAUGCCAAGAGCAAGGAGCUCAAUGGCAGCUGCAUGAGGCCAGGCCUGGCCCCAGAGCCCCUGCCCGCACCUCCGGGCUCACCCCCACCCAGCGCCGCACCUACCAGUACCACUAGCAACAGCAAUAACGGGGGUGGGCCCAGCAAAAGCGGCCCCCCCAAGUGCGGUGCCGGCUCCAACUCCACCCUCACCAAACAGAUAUUCCCCUGGAUGAAAGAGUCGAGGCAAACGUCCAAGCUGAAAAACAGCUCCCCCGGCACAGCAGAAGGUUGUGGUGGUGGCGGCGGCGGUGGUGGCGGCGGCGGCGGCGGUGGCGGCGGCAGCAGCGGCGGGGGCGGCGGCGGCGGCGGGGGAGGGGACAAGAGCCCCCCGGGGUCGGCCGCGUCCAAGCGGGCGCGCACGGCGUACACAAGCGCGCAGCUGGUGGAGCUGGAGAAGGAGUUCCACUUCAACCGUUAUUUGUGCCGGCCGCGCCGGGUCGAGAUGGCCAAUCUGCUGAACCUCAGCGAGCGCCAGAUCAAGAUCUGGUUCCAGAACCGUCGCAUGAAGUACAAGAAAGACCAGAAGGCCAAGGGGCUGGCCUCGUCCUCUGGGGGUCCCUCUCCGGCCGGAAGCCCCCCGCAGCCCAUGCAGUCCACGGCCGGCUUCAUGAACGCCUUACACUCCAUGACCCCCAGCUACGACAGCCCGUCCCCACCAGCUUUCGGCAAAGGCCACCAGAAUGCCUACGCGCUGCCUUCCAACUACCAGCCCCCUCUUAAGGGUUGCGGCGCCCCACAGAAGUACCCCCCGACCCCGGCGUCGGAGUAUGAGCCCCACGUCCUCCAAGCUAACGGGGGCGCCUACGGGACGCCCACCAUGCAGGGCAGUCCGGUGUAUGUGGGCGGGGGUGGCUACGCGGAUCCGCUGCCGCCCCCUGCCGGCCCCUCCCUCUACGGCCUCAAUCACCUUUCCCACCACCCCUCGGGGAACCUGGACUACAACGGGGCGGCCCCUAUGGGCCCCAACCAGCAUCAUGGACCCUGUGACCCUCACCCCACGUACACAGACCUCUCCUCUCACCACGCACCGCCUCAGGGUAGAAUCCAAGAAGCGCCCAAACUGACACACCUGUGAUGGGAGGGGCGGGCUGGGGAGGGAGGGGUGAGGUUAAGGGCCAGGGAGACGGCGGACUUGGGGGAUGGGCGCGGUUUAGAGUCCUGAAAGAGGUGUGGGAUGGGGUUGUCGCCAGGUUUCCAGAAACAGAACAGGCCUGGGGUGCCUUCCCAGCUCCCAGGCCCCCUCCCCGCCCCCAGGGGCUGUCUUUUAAGUCCUCCAUGCCUGGUUCCAUCUGUCUGCCAACAACCCUUGGAAAGGAAUCCACAGCAGGUUGGAGACGGGACCACAUCAAUCCCAGGGUUCCCAGGGUUCCAGCACUACCAAGUGGGAAUUUCAGAUUGGAGAGGUGACGUGGAGUCGGGUAGAGGGAGCCAAGACAGGCAAGCAGGGCAGAGAAGCACAUUCAACACUUAAUGGCUUGGCUAUCAGCAAGCAAUCAACUUACCUUGCAUCUCUGUGGGUAAUUUCCCCAAAAUCUUGAUUUUUUUUGUUCUCCCUUUCAGUCUCCCUGUGAAAAAUAAGAAAAUACAUUUAAAUCGAAGGGCACAAAGUAUGUUUCUCUCCUACUUCCCUGAAGCUUCAACUCCCCCCAUCCCCCAUCUGUUAGGCUUCUUACUAUAUCUAUCAUUUACUAUGGCCCUACGGUUGGUUUUCUGCUCUAAGGACAUUCAUAUCUACACCCCACCCCUAUUGAUUACAAUUUUCAGAGGGCUCAGGGAUGGUAAGAUAUCCUGAAAGUCAGAGCUGCCUAUAAUAUAAAUAAAUAUAUAUUUUUUUUCUUUUAAAGAAAAGUUAAGAGGCUAAGGCAGGCAAGUUGUCAGGACUGGAGGCUUGCCCAUUCUCCAGUCUCUCAGCUCCCACCCCAUCCCACUCCCUCCACUUUCUUUUUACUUCUGUUCUUCUCUUGACUUAACGUGAAAACAGGGUAUAUUUGAACAAACUGUCUGUCCUGGCAGGUGCUGCAGCUGGACCUGUGGACCUUGCUCCAGUUCCUGACAGGACAGUCUUGUUGCACUUGGAGUUUACAUUUUAAUGGAUAUUAAAAAAAAAAAAAACAACUGUGAGAGAUGUCUGGGCCUGCAGAAAGUCCAGCUUCGCUCAAAAAGCGUGUGUUCUAGUGAACAUUUUCAUAUAUAUUUAUUGGUUAUAGCCUGUUAAAAUAUUUUCUUUUUUGUAUUAUUUAUCCCCCUACAUUAUGUAUUUAUAUGAGGGACAAAAAAAAAAAAGAAAAAUGUACUUUUUUAGUAUUUACUUGUUAUAAAGGUUGUUGUGUUUCCUGUCAUGUAAAACCAGCUAUUUUAGUUUUUAUUGUAUUCUAGACAAGAGCUGUAGAUUUAUGUUAAACUCGUACAUAUGAGGAAUUGUAAUUAGUUCUAAAAGGCAUGAACUCAGCUCCUAAAUGUCACUGUAUAGUCCCGAAUUUGUAGAGAUAAGAAGUUAAUUCUCUCUUGGAACUUUCUUUGUUCUUCCGUAGUUAUUUUUUUCCCCCUUAGUUAAAAGAGUUGUCUGUCAAAACAAUUCUUGAAUAAACUUUCUGUUAUUAAUUUUA
Mus musculus (house mouse) is the source of this 6538-nucleotide messenger RNA. RefSeq names its product homeobox B3 (gene Hoxb3). Gene Ontology annotation, molecular function: DNA binding; DNA-binding transcription factor activity, RNA polymerase II-specific; RNA polymerase II cis-regulatory region sequence-specific DNA binding. Gene Ontology annotation, biological process: anterior/posterior pattern specification; embryonic skeletal system morphogenesis; positive regulation of transcription by RNA polymerase II. The transcript is spliced from 4 exons. Gene Ontology annotation, cellular component: nucleoplasm; nucleus. Lineage: Eukaryota; Metazoa; Chordata; Mammalia; Rodentia; Muridae. The coding region runs from base 3706 to 5007 and encodes 433 amino acids. The record is from RefSeq and is a predicted model, not a curated record.